This is a messenger RNA of Amborella trichopoda, 1291 nucleotides long. It is a transcript of the gene ZEU1, whose product is annotated as P-loop containing nucleoside triphosphate hydrolases superfamily protein. Gene Ontology annotation, cellular component: cytoplasm; cytosol; nucleus. Gene Ontology annotation, biological process: dTTP biosynthetic process; dTDP biosynthetic process; dUDP biosynthetic process. Gene Ontology annotation, molecular function: ATP binding; dTMP kinase activity; nucleoside diphosphate kinase activity. NCBI's taxonomy places the organism in Eukaryota, Viridiplantae, Streptophyta, Magnoliopsida, Amborellales, Amborellaceae. The record is from RefSeq and is a predicted model, not a curated record.
ACUCUCCAUUUGGCGUGGUACAUCGUAUAAUCACUCUCCAUUUUCUACAUCAUUGAACGAUUGACAUGCGUCCCAAAUUUUAACGCUGGUGACUUUUCACAUGAUUACAUACAUACAUGCAUCAAUGGUUAAUAUUUUCCUUCGACUUUUACCUUGCCUUUUCCCGCCAUUUCCAUCAUCGGCGAAGAGAGAGAUGCUUCGUUUACAAGGCCACUCUCUCUCCAUCUCUAGACCCCUGAAUUCCAUCUUCUCCCGCUUGAGAUCGCCCACCAAGUCCUUCUCUGCUCAAAUUCAAAUGGACAAUGGCCAUGGAAAUGGAGCAAGGGGAGCUCUGAUCGUUUUGGAAGGCCUGGAUCGAAGUGGGAAAAGUUCUCAGUGCUUGAGACUGGUCUCUUACUUGAAGGGAUUAGGGUUUCCAGUUGAAUCAUGGCAUUUUCCGGAUCGAACAACUAGCGUUGGAAAUAUGAUUUCUUCAUAUCUCUCUAAUGAAUCGAAUCUUGAUGAUCGAACAAUUCAUCUGCUUUUCAGUGCGAAUAGAUGGGAAAAGAGGUCAUUGAUGGAGCACAAGCUAAGGGCUGGAACCACUCUCAUUGUCGAUAGAUAUUCUUACUCUGGUGUGGCUUUCUCAGCUGCCAAAGGUCUUGAUCUUGAGUGGUGUAAGGCUCCUGAGUUGGGAUUGUUGGCUCCAGACCUUGUAGUCUACUUAGAUAUUCCUCCUGAGAAAGCUGCUGAGAGAGGAGGGUAUGGAGGAGAGAGAUAUGAACAGCUUGAGUUCCAAAGGAAAGUGGACCAACAUUACAGAACGCUUCAUGACCCCACAUGGAAGGUUGUUGAUGCAUGUCUAUCCAUGGAGGAUGUAGAGGAACAUCUAAGACAACUAGCUAAAGACUGUGUUAGCUCUUGCCAAAAUGGGAAGCAACUCUCUCAACUAUGGUUAAAGGUUUAGUUUCCUUCUAGGAAUGAACACAGGGCUAAUGAUCGCUUGCAGCAUAUUGGAGAAUGAUAUUUGAUAUUGGUUGCUGAAUUAAGGUUUCAUGUUGUGAAACAACAGAAUAUGUAGAGAGAGCUGUGUGUUCGCUGCUAUUAUUGUUUCUUGCUUUUGAUGCCACUGUUACUGAUCCCGACCAGUUUCCUAUGAGAUACUGGCAAAAGAAAAGUUUCUUAAGAUGUAAUUCAGUUCUAGUGUGAGAGUUUACAGUAUUCAUUCCAGGAUGAGAGGUCGUGUUGAUCCAUUUAUGGACCCCAUGCUAUUAUCAUUUAUGGACCCCAUGCUAUUAUAUCAUGUUUACAA